AUGGCGUGCAUAAGUUCGACAACAGUUUUCUGCGUUUUAUUUCUUGCUCUUUACGCCGUGUUUUCCCAAGUAGAAGCGAAUGAGUGCUCUUCUGACUCUGGAUGUGGUUACUUAAAGUAUUGCUGUGAAAGAAAAUAUCCCAGUUACGACAAUAUAUGUUUGGACAAUUGCAUUGGUCAGUCUUGUACUAUUGACGGCGACUGUGCACCGGGCGAAACUUGUUGUGAUUCUGAUAAUAAAUGUGCCACAACUUGUACUGGAAAAUCGUGUGACUAUGAUAGCCAAUGUGCAACGGGCCAAACUUGUUGUGAUUCUGAUCAGAAAUGUGCCACAACUUGUAUUGGAAAAUCGUGUGAGUAUAAUCGCCAAUGUCCAACGGGUGAAUCUUGUUGUUAUUCUGAUAAGAAAUGUGCGACAACUUGUGUCGGAGAAUCGUGUAGCUUCAGUGGCGACUGUGCGCCGGGUGAAACUUGCUGUGGUAGUUCUGAUAAGAAAUGUGCGACAACUUGUAUUGGAAAAUCGUGUGGCUACAGUGGCGACUGUGCUACUGGAGAAUGUUGUGACUCUGAUGGCAAAUGUAAUACAGGAGAUUGCUAUGUGAUUAAAGGUCUAGCUGGUUGGAUUGUUGCAGUGAUUGUUAUCAGUGUUAUUGUUGUUAUCGUUAUACCCAUUGCAGUUGUCGUGUUUUGCUGUUGUUGUGCAGCUGGUGCGGCAGCAGCCUCGACACGUCGUGCUCAUGGUGAGGUUGUAGUAACACAACCUACAACCACAGGAACUACAGUCUUUGCAACCCAGCAACAACAACAAUACCCUGCACAACAAGGACAACCAAUGUAUUUUCAAAACCCUCAACCAUACCCAAACCAACCCCCACCAGAAUAUCAACCUCAAGGGGCAGUGUAUGGGCCACCAGGAGCAAGUGGUGGAUAUAUAGCGAUGACACAGCAAACUCAUUAA
Messenger RNA from Paramuricea clavata, 957 nucleotides. NCBI's taxonomy places the organism in Eukaryota, Metazoa, Cnidaria, Anthozoa, Malacalcyonacea, Plexauridae. The record is from the annotation of a GenBank genome assembly.